AGGGUGGGCUGAGGUGGGGCUGCUGCUUCCCUCAGUCACCAGUGCUGACAGGGGAGGCUCGGUUCUCUCUACCACUGCUCAAUAUAUACAACAGUUUCCUUUGAAAACUUAGUUUAGUUUAAUUAUGGCGUACUACCACCGAGGAGGCAGGUUCGCGGUAGGGGGAAGGGAAGGAGUGAGAGGCCGAGGUAGAGGUCGAGCCUCGUCUUCCGCUGAUGAUAUGGAUUUCAGCAAUGUUUUCAGAGUAGAGCGACCUCAGCAUUACCGUGGGGCUGCCCCUGUAUUUGGGAAGGCAGAAGUUUUGGGUGGAUACUCCGUGGAUGAAGACAGAAAAUUUGGUCAUGAUCGAUCAAUGCUCAAGUUCCUUGACAGAAAAUACUUGCCAGACAAUGAUGAAAUGUCGGUAAAAUUGGAUCUCAACAGAGGUGCAGAAAAAGCUAGUCUUUAUAGUGGGAACAGUAGCCAGACUUUACAGAACCUUCUACAGUGGAUAUUCAGCAACAGUGGCGUAUUAAUGACUGACACUACUCCCCCAAGAUUGGAAGCUGAUUUUAUUAGCAUAAGGAAUACCUUCUCUACCAUUAUGAGAUCAACAUACAACUUCAGAGAGGCUUGGAUUAUUGAUGCCAUAGAAUUUAAUGGGUCAAUAUACAUGGUUAGGCGGAAGGAUGAGACAUUUGAUGUGCGUCCAGGCAUCCCCUUGGAAAAUUUUGAAGUUUGGGGACACAAGUUUGAGCAGUACAUGACAGGAGGAGAUCCUGAUGAAGGGAUACUAGCAAACGAAGAAUAUAGGUGUGCCCUGAGAGUAAAGGUGGAUGAGAAUUCACUGCUCUUUGCUCCAGAAGUGGAUUGUGCAGACCCAUGCUUAUAUGAGGAAGAUUUCAAGGACUUAAGUGCUUUCGUUACGGUCAAAUGUUGCAAGGAAAAUGUUGAUCAUCGUAAGCUGCAUUCCUUUAAGCGGUUUAAACUUUGCCAGUGGUGGAUAGAAAACAUAUUGACUGGAAUUCCUCGGAUUCUUGUUGGCUUCAGAAAUGACAGUGGGAUAGUACACACAUUAAAACACUAUGAAACUGAUGAACUCCCUGAGAUAUGUGAUGGAGAGUGGGAGCCUGACGUAUGCAUCAACUUCUUGGUCAAGUUUUUGGCAUUUGUGAAAAAGAAGUGCUUGGAAGAGCCUGAAUGUGUGUAUCGAUUUUAUCGAGAGGAAAAGGGCAACAUCUAUUGCACCAAGAUGAAAGAUUCUCCAGAUACAGAGGUUCUACCUAGCUGGUACAUUGAUGAAAUGUUCUCUGAAGACACGGAGAAUGAUAGCGAAAGUGAGACAGAGUGAAUGAUGUGUUGAGCAUAUUUGCAUUGCAGUACAAUGAAAGACAUAAUUGAAAACAUGAAGGGGCACAUAAUCAAGCAGUCUUUUCUUAAGUAACCCACUUUGUUUGUGACAAAACAAUUAUCUGACCUAAAGGGGGUGGAAAUGUGGGCAGAUAAUUGAAAUUUGGGUGGGUAGGUGGGUAUAGGCAGAUAAUGAAAAUUAGGGUGGGAGAUGUGGGCAGAUAAUGAAAAUUAAAACAUUUUUUGCCAAAUAAAUGUUUCUUUAUUUGAAAAAUUGAUAAAACAUAUAUUAAUAUCAAAACUUUUACCAGGAAAAAAAGUAGAAUUAAAUAUGGCCUCAAAUAUCCACCUUGUACAUAUCAAAGGAAAAGUUUUUUUUUUUUUUUUUUUUUUUUUUUUUUUUUUUUUUUUUUUUUUUUUUUUUUUGAGAAUAACACAUUCACCAAACAUUAAUUAAUCUGCAUUUCUUGGGUGAUUUUUUAACCCUCAAAAUAUCCAAAAUAUGAGGAUACCACACAGUCAGGAAAUAACUGCAGUAGACCGUUAUAUUACACACAUUUAUUUUACACUUUUGACUAUUGCACUGUUGAAAAAUUGUGGCAUACUUUUAUACAACACUUUGUAAAAUUAACUUAACAGAGUUCAGUUCUCUGUGCAUAUGCAUCUUGUACGACUCUCUUCUCAGAGCUAGCUGUGUUUGUGAAUUGUGUUGUGAUCUUUUCAUCUGAAAAGAAUGACCCUUAGAUCACAACUACCUGAAUAAACUGACAGACUGACUUGAUUGAAUUGACUUACUGACUCUAAGUUAGACUUUUUCACUGAAAAGGACUCUGAUAAAUCUAGAAGCAGUGCUCUGACACAGGGUCUAGAGCAGCUUAUGACUUACAGUUAGUUGUAUAAUGUACUGCAGGGUAAAAUAGCCCAGAGAUCCAUUACAGAAUUAAUGCACUCCAGUACAAUCAUCAACUUCAGUACCAGAACCUCUACCAUCCACCUCAGCCCAGUAGGACCACAGCAUGACUCUCCACUCUCUUCACAAUGACUGACAAAUGCCAGUACCCACAAUUUAAGGUGAGAAAUGCUAUUAUUUCUGUUGCAUUUGUAGUCUUUAGCAAUAAAAACAACAUAAUACAUUAUGACAAUGAGCAACAAUUACAUAUUCAUUUUUAUUUUGUAAGAUCUGGAGGUCUAAAAAAAAGUUGUUUGGCUUUUUUGGGGGUCCCAGGAAUGUAAUCCUAUUUUUCCCAUAAGUUCUUCAGAUUAUCUAACACGAAUUUACCUAACACGGCAUUUUCAGGAACAUCACUACCGUGUAAUAUAACAGUUUACUGUACAUAAAAUGAAAUUAAGUCAUUUGUAUUGCUCUCUAACUGCAACAUCCUCAACCCUUGUUCUGAGUGCAGGCAUUGCUCUUCCCACCUCUAGGUUAAGACUGGCCAAAAGUUUACCCCAAAUUCUUUCAUGGCUGCUAACUUGCUCACACUCCAACAGCAUGUCAAUAACCAAUUGUCUCUAUUCACUCCUAUCUAACACGGUCACACAAGCCUACAGGAUGCUCAAGCCACUAAAACUCAAAUUAUCCUGUCCCUCCAACCAUUCCUAGGAUGACCCCUACCUCUAUAUUCCGGGUCAGGUUUAUACACCCUCUGUCAUUCUAUUCCUCUCCAUCCUCUUAAAAUGCCUAAAUCACCUCAAAAACCCCUCCUCAGCUCUCUGAAUUAUACUUUUGGUGACUCCACACUGCUUCAAAUUCUCUGCAUGAUAUUUACACUACACAUUACUUUUAAAGAUAACAUCUCCACUGCCACUAGCACAAGUCAUAAUGAAGGACUGUCCAUGAAUAAACAGAAUAAUUGAUUGAGAAUUGAACCCAUGGUCCACACAGGCAGCAGGCCCAGUGCUAUACUAUUCCAUUAACCCUUAAAACUGCCACUUGGGGUGAAAUGAAAUUAUAUUGCCAAAAUAUUUUUGGAAUUUUCUUUACCAAAAAAUCGGCCUUGAUUUUACACGUUUAAAAAAAAAGUGAAAAUUGGGUUGAAACUUACCAAGAAAUAGUUGUUUGGAAGUGACCUUCAUAUGGUAACAUGGUUGCAUCCCACAUGAGCAUACUGUUGGUGUCAUUUUUUGUUUUUUCAAUUUUAUCUUUUCAAAACAUACAUAUGUGAUUAGUAUACAUGUAUAUGUUUUCAGACCACAUUUACAAAAUAUUUAGUAUUCAGUAACUAAAUAUUUAUUAUUUGAACAAAAUUUUUAUUGAAAAAAUUGUUCACUCGGUACUCUGUUUUUAAUUUUCUUGUAUAUUAUAUGCAUUAUACACUGUACACAGUAUACACUCGCUGUUUACUAUGCCAAUUACAGUUGCUCAAGUUCAUUAAACUCCUCACAGCAGGGUUCCAUACACAGUGGAGUUUUGCAAGUUUUAAAAAUGAAUCAUGUGUCCCUGCAUUUCCCUGUUUUUCUGGUGGUAUUAGAAAAUACGUAACACUUUUUCUGGUAAUAUUUUUUCAUCUCAGUGGAUGGAAGUUGUGUUGUAGUGCUUCAAAGCACGCUUUAGACCACACUGGAGUUCACUGUCUCUUCAGUGACUGGUUGGUUUAGAAGUCGUUUCUGGGUAUUUAUCUAUGAUCUGGCUGCAGCACUCUCUGUAUUUUUGUAUUCAUACAACUUCAAGUCAUCAUCAUUAUCUUCAGUACUAGACUCAGCCUGGACAAAUCGCAAAUGGCCAAUACUCUGUGGAAUGAGAGCUGUAUAGUCCUUGUGGCUUAGCGCUUCUUUUUGAUUAUAAUAAUAAUGUGGAAUGAGAGCAUCUAGAGAGUGCAAGAUUUUAGGAUUAUUGCCAGGAAUUAUCGGAUUAGAAGAAUUUUAAUAAACUCAAAGUUCUUUCUGGCCAGCUACAUUUUUGGAGAAGAAAUAAAAUGAUGCUUGAAGCAAUCAACAAACUGCUUGUCAUCCAAGCUGCCUUGUUAUUGUGCCAUAUGACAGGCAAAGUGAUUUUGCCUUACUCUUUUAAAGCAUCGGUAGUAUGUACAUGAACUGAACAUAGGCCUGCAUUUAAACUCCCAUUUUACUGGUGUGCAAUUGCAAACUGCUAAAAUGCUUUGCUGCCUUGAAUCUGGGUGCAAAUUACUUUUGCUUGCUAAUGUAAGUUAUUGACAGCCAUUUCAUCAAGGAAAUUUUUUGUGGGAAUGUAAUCAGCUGAUGCAUGGGUGUUUAAAUCUCUCAAAUUAUCCAGCACUAGAUGUACACUCUUGUGAAGACUUUCCAUUCCUGCUCAUACAGUUUUGUAGUAAGAUAAGUCUUUUUUUUUUUUUCCUUAUUAUCUGACCACUGGGUGGGGCACUUUUCUGUGUACUCAGCUGUAUUGACCUGUUUGUCAUUAUUUUCAGCAGGUCAGAAUCUUGGAUUACUCAUUUCACUAGCUCUUAUUUUCUUCUCAUUGUCUCUUAUUGUAUGAGUGAUUUAUUCUCUGAGACCAAUGGCAUGCUUAUCCUAAAGCUCAGUUAUCUCAGAAAUUGUCUAGUUUUAUAUAUUUUUUUUUCUUGACACCUCCAGCAUCACUAGUCGCUUAUUCCUUUUGAGUUCCAUGGUCAAUAUCCGGAGACAAAAUGGGGUGAUGAGAAUAUCCAAAACUGUUUGAUAAACAGAGGAAGGUAUACUGUGCUUCCAGAAAGCAACUGUGAUGUGGAUGGGAGGACUGCAAGGGGUGAUGAAGAGCUUCCCUUGAAAGAGAAAUAAAAUACUGGACAAUUUCUAAUCUACCAGUGACAUAUAACACAUUUUGACAUGAUAAAGCACAAGCAAACAUUUAGAUUCAUAACUAAAAAAAUAUUUAGAAACAGUAUAAAUAAUGCAGUAAUAUAAAUACUACAGGUGCUUUAGUUCUUCCUUAUGAUGAUAAUAAAAAUUUUCUACACAAACUACAUAUCUCUAAAAGAUAAAGAAUUUCUGCUAAAUCAGUUUAUUACAUUUAAUCAUGAUAUUCUCUUAAAACCUUAGCAUUAUGGAGUCAGAAGCCAUACAUACCAUCAAAUCCUUCCUCCUUGACAGCUGCCAACAUGUAUCUGUAAAUGGCAUUACUGUACUUAAACUAUUAACCCAUUAACCUUGGGGUAUCUUGGGGCAGUCCCACCUUUGACACAAUGUCUUUGACUUUUUGACAGCAACAGAUUUAUUACACAAACUUUGAUUAUAUGUACUUCCUUUAGCAUUUCUCACCGCCCUUACUGACUCGACCUCUGUUAUACUCUCCUCCCUUGCUAGUCUCUGAUCAAGCAUAUUAAACCUUUAGCACACCCUACCCUGCAGUGCUGUAUGACCCUUGUGGGUUUAGCACUUACUUAUGAUUAUAAUAUUAAUAAUCUCAGGGCAGUGCCCUAGGCUCAUUACUAUUCCUACUUUUUUAUGCAUGACCUACUAAACACUUCACAGCAGCUCCAACUAGUUCUUUUUUUCGAAAUGAUACCACCUUUGUUAUUUUAAAAUUUCCAGUAGUCGAAGUACUUGCCUCCUCUUGUAGUUCACUCCACUGAUCUACCACUUUCUGAAGAAAAAUUUCAUAGUGCCCAUGCAACUCUCUCUCUUUUCUCAGUUAACCGCUGGGUCCUCUUGUUUUCCAUAUAGCAGAAGCAAACAAAAUCCUCUUUAAUCUUUCAUGCCCUUUUAUAACCUUAUAUGUAUUAUUAUUAUAAUCAUAACUAAGUGCUAAACCCACAAGAAUAAUAUUUAUUAUGAAAGUUAUUUGCCUCACUAUCUGCCAUUUUAUAGUGAGCUCCUCACUACAAUAUUUAUGAAAACUAUUGUCUCUGGGCUGUUUUGCAUUAUUACUUUGUAAUUUGUUUUGAAUUAUGUCUUUCAGUAUAUUUGUAUUAGCAUGAUUAGAGCAGUUAAUGUCUCUAAUACUGUAUCUAUAAUUUUAAGAAUUACUGUAUUAAUGCCCUACUGCUUGUGAAGGGAGUACUGUACCAUACUGCUUCAUUCAUUGUCUUUAAAAUUGAUUAUGUAAGUUCCAUUAAUACUGCAUGUAAUUUGUAUAAGUCAAGAGUACAGGUACAGUACUUUAGUACCUAAAAUAGGGUUUAUAAUAAAUUCUCAUUGUAUAUACACUAAGAGAUAUACACCUCUCGGUGUAUAUAAUACCAUCCGUAUUGUUUUCUGUUAUACCAAAGAUACAUAUGAGUAACAAGAAUUGAAGUUGUCUAGUUAAACGUAUGUACACUUCAAGACAUACAGGAAAUUAUAUACAAGUAUAUCUAGCAUCUGGCUUAUUACCAUGUUACAAGUGAUUAUCUAUGCACUUGAUUAAAACAUUUUAUUAAGAAAAUGUUUAGGACUGAAAAAGACAUUCAUGGCAAAAUGUUUUCUUAAUAUUUGUCUUUAUCAGUUCAUAUGUCUCUUUUUUACCUAUAAUAUUUAGUUUGUCAUAUGAAUUAUAGUAUAUCUAAACAGCUACUUUCAAGUUUGAAACUAGCAUAUGUAUAUGAGUUUGUCGGUAUUACAUUUAUUCAGAUUCAGAUUUUUAUUUCUGUUGUUCAUAGUCACCCACCAGAUAACUUCUCUUUAUCUCAUAUUCUCAAGACACUGUUAUACAAUCUAUAGCCUUUGUAGGUCUUGUUUUUACUCUCCCAUUUCCAUUAUCUACUUGCUCAGUUUAUUUAUCCUGUAUUUUCUUGUAGGGCUUUAAACUAAACUUUCCUAUUUUGUAUAAGAUGUUUAAUCUUCUGUAAAAAAAUUUUUAUUUCUUCUAUCAGGUCAUGUACAUAAAUUAAAAAAAUUACUGCUGCCACUGACUAUUUUGAUAUUUCUUAAGCGUUUGUAAACUUUUCAUAUUUUAUUAUAAAAAUAUGUGGUAUUAACAGGUAUACAAAAAAAAAUUCCUUAAUCAAAAUUUUAUCAUGGUUUUUGGCAGUUUUAAUGAAAUAAUAAGAGUACUUAAAAAUGAUUGAAAAAUUAAAUUAGUUGCUGUUUGUGCAACUCCACUAGUGACAUUAUCCCAUGAAGACUUUUUUUUAUUCUUGUCACUACUAACAUUUAUCUUUCAAUACAAAAAUUAUUCCGUCCAUCAUAGAAGUUUGCUAUUGAUUCCUUUAUAUUUUAUAGUUUCCAGAUUAAUAUCACAGGAAAUUCCACUAUGAGCAUUUGUCCAACCCUAGAAAAUACAGUCUACCAGUCUGUUUUCUUCCUGUGUAAUGUCUGAAACUAGAAUAUUAAUAUAUUAAUCAAUAAGAUAUAUAGGAUUUUUCUGAUGUGAAAUGGUUAAGUUUUAAAACAUUCUGAUUUAGAUAUUUUAUCUUAUUAUUAUUAUUAUUAUUAUUAUUAUUCUUAACACAUCAGCCAUUUCCCACCAAGGCAGGGUGGCCUGAAAAAGAAAAACUUUCAUCAUCAUUCACUCCAUCACUGUUUUGCCAGAGGUGCACUUACACUACAGUUAUAAAACUGCAACAUUAAUACCCCUCCUUGAGAGUGCAGGCACUGUACUUCCCACCUCCAGGACUCGAGUCCAGUCUGCCGAUUUCCCAGAAUCCCUUCAUGAAUGUUACCUUACUCACACUCCAGCAGCAUGUCAAGUCCUAAAAACCAUUUGUCUCCACUCGCUCCUUUCUAACACACUAACACACGCUUGCUGGAACUCCAAGCCCCUCACACACAAACCCUGUUUUACUCAAAUGUUUUUGUGGUGUUUCUGCAGCAACACUUGCUAAUUAGACAACUUCUGAAGUAGAGUGUAAAAGCGCUUGUUGGCUUCAAGCCAGUUGAGUGAAUUGUUUAUGUUUGUAAUGUACAGCAUGGGUGAUAAUACUGUAAAAACUUAAAUAUGAUUCUUCAAUGUGAGGGCUUCUAGUCAUCAAAUAUUAAUAAAAGGUCUGUACAAGUGUCUUGUAACUUGGGUUGUAGUAGCCUCAGCUGGCACACUGAAGGGCCAGAGUUCGAUCCAGAGCAGAAGUGGAAACAAUCAUGUUUCGUUACAUCUGCUACCCUGUUCACGUAGUAGGUACCUGGGUGUUUACCAACUGUUGUGGGUCAUAGCUUGGAGAAGAGAAUUACAGGACCCGGUGGAAAUAAGACAUUGCUUAGAAUUCUUUGAUACCUGACUGCAAAAGACUUAUGUUUAAAGCUAGGCACAUGAUUAACAAAAUUAUGAAUAAUGUUGACAGAGCUUGUAUGAGUGCCAUGUUAUUUCGAUUUUAUUACAUUAUUUAUUCUUAUAUGUAAAUUAUUCUAUAAAACUCCUCAUCUUACAAAUUUGUAUAAUUAAAUUAUAAAAAUGAAUAAAGAACAAUUAAUAAUUAAGGCAUUAUUUAAUUGCAAUUACAUUUACAGUACUUUUUAAAAUAUUUUAUUUAGAAUGCACAUAGUGUGAGAUUAGCUUAAGGUAGGUAUUUCACUAAAAACUUACCCAUAUACUACUAUAUAUUUUUUCAUUAAACUAUGAGGGACCUUAGAGGCAGGUACAGGAAAGCUUUGUUUUGUAGUAUUUAAACAUAUGAUGGACACAUAUCAUUAAUUUCUAAAUUCAUUGACCCCCCAAAAUUCUGGAUUCCCUUACACAUUGCCUUCUAAUAUAAUUAUAACUUGGAGGUGUCUACUAGUAAUCUGAGAGCAAUAAUAAGGUAAAAAAAACUCUUGAAAGUUUCCUAAGUUCAAGACAGAGUGAGACUGACAUCUGUAAAUCUAUCUCAAAUUAAAAUUAAAAUUUAAUUCAGAUUUUUCUGUCUUUUUAUGCAGUAUGGAAAUUAUGUAGUUUGCAUGUAAUGCAACAUUUUGGGCAAACUUAUCUAUUAUUCUGCAAAACCACCACAGGGAGUUGAAUGAUAGCUCUAGGCCUUUCAUGUUGCAAUCAACACAUCAUCAGGAGCUUGCAAUGUUGCACAAAGGAGGAGGUCCAAGCAGAUACAAUCACGGAAGCGCCUUUACGCUUCCUGUGAUCGUAUUUGCUUGGACAACCUCCUCUUUUCUGCAACAUUGCAAGCUUCUGAUGAUGUGUUGAUUGUAACACGAAAGGCCUACAGCUAUCAUUCAACUCCCCUCGUGGUUGUUUUGCAUCUUGUAUCGCUUGUUCACAACUUUUGCAUUAUCUAUUAUUCUAUUAUACAGGAGGAACCACAUAUACAAUGCAUAUUAUACACAAUCAGCUGACUCUUAUAUGUAAUCACUGUCCAGCUUGGUCAUGGGUGAAAAAUACCUCUGGAGGUUUGUAUCACCAACUGAUGUAGUCUGCCUGAAAGUGCACAGCAUGCUAGUGGUUUUUUCUGUGUUUAACAAUAUUUAACUACAUGUAAACUACAUUUUGUAUAUUUCAGAAAGAAAUAAAGUCGUUUGUUUU
This is a messenger RNA of Cherax quadricarinatus, 9649 nucleotides long. Its product is annotated as decapping and exoribonuclease protein. Gene Ontology annotation, cellular component: nucleus; cytosol. The record is from RefSeq and is a predicted model, not a curated record. Lineage: Eukaryota; Metazoa; Arthropoda; Malacostraca; Decapoda; Parastacidae. Gene Ontology annotation, molecular function: mRNA 5'-diphosphatase activity. Gene Ontology annotation, biological process: nuclear-transcribed mRNA catabolic process; NAD-cap decapping.